This is a messenger RNA of Talaromyces rugulosus, 1473 nucleotides long. RefSeq lists its product as uncharacterized. The transcript has 2 exons. Gene Ontology annotation, cellular component: cytoplasm. Gene Ontology annotation, biological process: protein stabilization; protein folding. Gene Ontology annotation, molecular function: protein kinase binding; heat shock protein binding; protein-folding chaperone binding. Lineage: Eukaryota; Fungi; Ascomycota; Eurotiomycetes; Eurotiales; Trichocomaceae. Bases 1 to 1473 code for a protein of 490 amino acids. The record is from RefSeq and is a predicted model, not a curated record.
AUGGUGCUCGAUUACAGUAAAUGGGACGCUAUCGAGCUGUCCGACGACUCGGACGUCGAAGUCCAUCCCAAUGUCGACAAGCGGUCCUUCAUCCGGGCAAAGCAGAACCAGAUCCACCAACAGCGAGAACAGCGUCGCCACGAAAUCGAGACGCUGAAAUACGAGCGCAUAAUUAACGAUGGCCUCUUGGAACGAAUCGAUAAGCUGCUCGGCGCCUUGCAAAGACACGAAGACUCGAACCGUGAUCCAGAGCAGCUGGUUUUCCAGUCUCUGAUCGAGUCGGCGGGGGACCCUGCUGCUGACCAGCCUCCAGCUCCGCCGGCUGGAGUGCAUGCGAAUGUCAAGGAGCAACCCAAGUAUUCUCAGAUGAUGGGCUCGCUGGUAGACCAGGUCAAGAAAGAGGUCGACGAGUCGAAAUCAGAUGAGCCGAUACAGGCGUACAUUACAGGAGUCCAGGGCCACAAGACAAAAGUGUUGGACCUUCAGCAAGAAUUGCUGCAGAAAUUGGCCGAGUUGGAAAAGGAGGAGUCGAGCAAGAUCACCAGCAGUGAUAUACACACUGGCUUUGACAGCUCGCAUGUUGCAAAGUCGAGCCCUGCGGACAAAGCUAGCAGCAAAGGCACGGUUGAACUUCUGAAUCCGUCAUCAUCCACCAAACAGGACACUGUGGGUGCGCAGUCUUCUGGAGCAGAUGCCGACCUCGAAGACGAAGACGAAGAGGCUGACAUCAAGGUCAGCGAUCUUGCCAAACAAUUUGCCAAGAUCCCAAUGGGAGACUACAAAUCAAGCCUUCGGUUUAUCUCCGAGAACCCUCAAGUGACAGCAGAGAGCGAGACAGACGGUCUUUUGGUGGAAGCUUUCAACAGCCAGAUGGAUGGCAAGGCAGAGUAUGCUCGUCAAUGUGUGCACCACGGCCUGUUACUUCAGUACUGCCGCUCUCUAGGCCGAGACGGAGUGUCCCUCUUCUUCAAACGGAUCACGACCAAGGACCACCAAGCUGCCACCCUAUUCAGAAAUGAUGUGAAUGAAACAUACAACAAGAUCAAGACCCGCGCCGCCGAACUUGCCAAGGACAGAAGCCCCGAAAACGACCCCGCUGGCGUUGAGCAAAUCCAACUACACGCUGUCGACCCAAACACCCAAAUCAACAUAUCAAUACCCGCCCCAGAUAGCACAGUUCCAGAAGAAAUUGAAGCCCGCAAGAUAUUCGACUCAUUCCCUCCAGGUCUGCAGCGAGCAUUGCAAUCUGAAUCACUGGACGAAGUGAACAAAGUCUUGGGCAAGAUGAGUGUCGAGGAAGCGGAAAUCAUUGUGGACAAACUAGGCCAGGGGAGUAUGCUCAGUCUGGAGGAAGGUAUAGUCGAUGCCACCACGGAGGAGGGCAGAAAGAAACUCGAGGAGAUUGAACUUGAGGGGAAACACGGGGCCGUCGAAGAGGAGAUUGGUGAGCCCACGGAGGAUCAACUAGACUGA